GUCGUGGUCCGCGGAAGUAGUCGCACGCAGCGCCGGUUCCCGACAGUAGAUAAGGUACACAGCCCAGUCCCCGCGGGCGGCAGUGCAUUCCGUAGGCAAAUUAAUAUCAAUAACCAGGGAGGGAGCUUGUGCUGCGCUGUAAUGGAGAGGCGCUACCGUAUGCUAGGUAGCUUACCGAUCGGUUCCGAUCAACCAACGGAUCCGUGAUGGCAACAAGAGCGGCGCUAGUAAACCUAAUCGGUUCGAUUCAGCCUCCAAUGGGGGCGAAGUGACGAAAUGAUGCAACGCGUGGCAGUGCCAAAUUUGGUCGGCAAUUAUUGUCGUCCGAUGGCAAUGACGGCAGCGGCGUGUUCUGGUAAGCUUUCUAACUUCCGGCGCUGGUUGCAGGUGGUACGCUUGACAGGGUAACAAACAGGUCUAUUCUAUAUUUGUGAUUCAACAUUGAAACGCGACAGAUUUUCUAUCCAUCUACCUGCAAUCAAAACUCUUCUUGUCGAAAUGAAAACAGUGCAGAUGCGGAAACUACUGGCUGUAUUGUUGGCUGCUUUGCCAGCAUGCAUAACUGCAUCUCAAGCUCGUCACAACACUGACCUGCCUAUCGUUGACUUGGGUUAUGAGCUUCAUCAGGCGUUGUCAUUCAACGAUACAGGCGACUUCUAUACCUUUGCUGACGUUCGAUUUGCCGCACCGCCACUUGGAAACCUUCGUUUCGCAAAACCCGAACUGCCAGCCAUCAGCCGCUCUCACGUGCAACAGGGUGGUCAACGUUAUAGCUGCCCGCAAGCGAGCCCUAAAUGGGGCGACGACGCCCUUGGUGUCAUCCAGCGCAUACCCCAUGGUGCAGAGCUCAUCAAGGCCUUCUCGACAUACGAUGGCUUCUCGACCAAUGCUACAUAUACUGAAGACUGUCUCUUUCUGGACGUUAUGGUGCCCCGAGCAGUGCUUGAGCGUGCCGGGCAAGGCUACGGUGCUCCCGUUAUGGUGUGGAUUUUCGGUGGUGGAUACGUAAUGGGUUCUAAAACGCAGUGGGGAAGCCCGGCAGGGCUGUUAAAGUCAAGUCAAGCUCAAGGCUCUGACGGCAUGAUUUUUGUUGCUAUCAACUAUCGGCUGGGAGCAUUUGGCUGGCUUAGCGGCCCUUCUCUCCAAGAGAAUGGAACCGCCAACGCCGGCCUGUAUGACCAGCGCCUGGCGCUCGAAUGGGUGCAGACUCACAUUAGCAAGUUUGGAGGCGACCCAAACCGCGUUACAGUCACGGGCGAGUCUGCUGGAGGUGCCUCUACCAUGUAUCAGAUGGCAGCGUUUGGCGGCGCGAGAGGUCCUGCUCCGUUCGCCCAGGCCGUCCCGCAGUCCCCCGGCGUCAUUCCCAAUGUAUCUCCCCACGCGCAGGAGGUCGCAGCGCGUAGUUUUCUCGACCGACUCAAUGUCUCUACCAUUCAAGAAGCCCGGGGCCUCUCCACUGACAUGCUCCAGUUAGCCAACAAGAAUGUGGUGGGCGAGCAUUCAGCCUAUGGCACUUUUACGUUUGGUCCUGUCAUCGAUGGCGAGUUUGCUCCAGGCCUGCUGCCCCAGCUGUUCCGCAACGGACAGUUUGACAAGACGGUUGUCGUAAUGGCUGGCCAAAACUCAAACGAAGGAAUCUACUUUACGCCGUCAUCUGCGGCACAGGUCUCGGGCUUUCAAAACUAUGCGCUUGACCUGUUCCCUGUAAUGCGAGCUUCCAACGAUACAGUAGAGCACGUCUUCCGCCAGCUGUACCCACCAGAGCUGGCCACUACUGUCUCCAAUAAGGCGUUGGCCAACUUGGAAGCCGUCGAUGGCAACUUCAGCACCUCCAUUGCCCCGGCCGCGUGGCUCGCAAGUGAUGCCUUUAUCGGCGUCAACAGGCUAUCCAUUCACAGGGCCCUCAACAACACCUAUGCCUAUCUCUUCGCCAUGGGCCUGGGAAUACACGGCCAAGAUGUUCCCUAUACUUUCUUCAACGGCGAGUCACCGGUAACCGACGCUACUACUGCCUUGACCUUGCAACGAUACAUUACCAAUUUUGUCAUAUCGGGUUCACCAAACGGGCCAGAUGUGCCCCAUCUUGCCUCGUAUGGAAGCAACCACUCGAUGCUGUCCUUUACCGACGUUGGUAUUCAUACCAUCACAGAUCCUUUCGCCAACGAUCGUACCGAGUGGUGGUUGCGUGGUGUCUUCUAUUAAAGUUAGACCAAAGGGAUAUGGUGCAACUAUAAUACUAUCGAAAUACGGCUACCAAAAAGAAAACAGGGCAAUCUAGCUUUAAGCAUAUGGGCAAGACGGCGAGGAUGUAUAAAGGUGUUGCCAAGUGAAUCUUAAUACCUUAGAUAGAUAA
Messenger RNA from [Torrubiella] hemipterigena, 2353 nucleotides. Lineage: Eukaryota; Fungi; Ascomycota; Sordariomycetes; Hypocreales; Clavicipitaceae. The record is from the annotation of a GenBank genome assembly.